Messenger RNA from Paramecium octaurelia, 204 nucleotides. Lineage: Eukaryota; Ciliophora; Oligohymenophorea; Peniculida; Parameciidae. The record is from the annotation of a GenBank genome assembly.
AUGUUAAUUAAAAAUCUAUUCAAUCAUUUUAAACACAGAUUCUCACAAUAUAUUGGACAAAUGGAUGGACUUUUUGUAUUCUAUGGCGGAAAUAAAUUAAUAUAAAAUUCAUCUACAAAACAGUUAAAAGAACUUUAUUUAUAGGGGAAGGAUAAUGAUGGCUGGCUUUACCUUUAAGUGAGGAUAUAAGAAAAUUUAGGUUGA